UCCGGGCUGGGGGGCGUGGCCAGUGGCGGCCGCGAUGGCGUCGCUGUUCGGCGGCGUGGAGGGCGGGGGCACCCACUCCAGGGUGGUGCUGGUGUCCGGGGAUGGCCAAAUCCUGGCCGAGACCGAGGGACCCUGCACCAACCACUGGCUCAUCGGCUCCGAGAAGUGCCUGGAGAGGAUCGAGCACAUGGUCAGCGAGGCCAAGAGCAAAGUGGGCGUGGACCCCCAGGUGCCCCUGCGCUCGCUGGGGCUGUCGCUGAGCGGAGGGGACCAGCAGGACGCCAUCGGGAAGAUGACGGAGGAGCUGCAGCGCCGCUUCCCGCACCUGAGCCAGAGCUACUUCAUCACCACCGACGCCGUGGGGGCCAUGGCCACGGCCACCGACCACGGUGGCAUCGUGCUGAUCUCAGGCACGGGCUCCAACUGCAAACUCAUCAAUCCCGACGGCUCCGAGACGGGCUGCGGUGGCUGGGGCCACAUGAUGGGGGAUGAAGGCUCUGCCUACUGGAUCGCUCACCAGGCUGUGAAGAUGGUCUUUGACUGCAUGGACAACCUGGAGGUGCCGCCCCACGACGUCGCCUACGUCAGGCAGGCCAUGUUCGACUACUUCCAGAUCUCGGACAGGAUGGGGCUCCUGACCCACCUCUACCGCACCUUUGAGAAGUCCAAAUUUGCGGGAUUUUGCCAGAAACUGGCGGAGGGUGCCCAGCUCGGCGACCCCCUGUGCUGCCACAUCUUCACCAAGGCCGGCGAGGUGCUGGCGCGCCACGUGGCCGCCGUGCUGCCCAAAACCCACGAGAGCCUGUUCCGCGGCGAGCUGGGGCUGCCCAUCGUGUGCGUGGGCUCGGUGUGGAACAGCUGGCAGCGCCUGCAGCCGGGGUUCGUCCCGGUGCUGGAGCGGGCGCGGGACGCGGCUCCCGGGCACUUCUCCAGGUUCAGCCUGCUGAAGCUGAGGCGCUCCUCGGCGCUGGGGGCAGCGCGGCUGGGGGCCAGGCGCGCGGGGACGGCGCUGCCGCUGGAUCGCGCCGGCAGCGUGGACGUGUUCUACACGCACGACUUCGGGGAGCCCUGACCCCAGAAAGGGGACGGCGCCCCGAAACGGCCCCCCCCGAGCGGCCCCCCGGGGGGACGGGGCUGGGCCCUGUGUGGGGUUUGUGGUUCGGCAAUAAAACGGUUGCACUGGC
Molecule: messenger RNA, 1184 nt
Organism: Passer domesticus (house sparrow)
Lineage: Eukaryota; Metazoa; Chordata; Aves; Passeriformes; Passeridae
Gene: NAGK
Product: N-acetylglucosamine kinase
Exons: 10
Coding region: 35-1072 (345 amino acids)
Molecular function (GO): N-acetylglucosamine kinase activity
Source: RefSeq, a predicted model, not a curated record